AUGUCAGUAGUAGGUAUUGAUGUGGGUUUCCAAAAUUGUUACAUAGCUGUUGCCAGAAGCGGCGGUAUUGAAACCAUUGCCAAUGAAUACAGCGACAGAUGUACGCCGUAAGUAUACCAUUGAAAUCAAUAUAUAGAAUGUGAUUUGGUACACAAUGUUUGCGACUGGGGAUCCGCGCUGUAACCUACCCUACCCUGAUGGCGUAGAGAAAAAAAAGGCUCCAACAAUGGAUGUUUCUUGUGUUAUGAUGAAUAUCUUACAUUGGAUGACAUUACAUUGGAUUGUAUUUUUUCUUCCAUGUAAAUGCAUAGUUUAUGUAUAGGAAUAUUUUGGUUAUUACAACGUUAUAACGUCUACAUUCUCAGAAGUCUUUUUUGCAUAUUCAUUUACCUAAUGACCUCUCUUAGUAAUUGCAGCCGUCUACGUAGUGCUUGGAAUGUGGCCUUUUUAGUUUAAUCUUACACUUUUCUAUCAUAUUCUGUGAGACAUGAUUUUUAAGGCAUCGUCAUAGCCUAUGCCGAAAUUUGAACAAGUUGUUCAGAAUAAGAAUGUAUUGGACUAUAUCUCAUGUCAUAUAGUUGAUAUUUUUUUUGAAUAUCCUUGCAUUACUCUAUUUUUCAAAUAAGCUUUGUUGUGUUGUCUUUUUCUCUCAAAGCAGGCCCAUGCGAUGUCAGCAAACUGUAUCGUUCAUUUUAUUUCUUGCGAGCAUCAUUUGAAUUUGCUGGGACUUGACUGCUGUCAUAAAAUUCUUGCUCUCAGACUUAAGAGUACUGUAUGACAAAUUGCCAUAUGAUCUGAAAAAUUGAAACAAAGAUAAAUAUAGGCUAUAGAUGAGCUGCUUGUAGUGCCUACUGUAUGUAGCCUAUGUGAAUGUAAUGAUCAUUCACAAAUGUUAUUACAUUGGAAUAGGUGACUGUGAAUACAGUCGUGGUCAAACGUUUUGAGAAUGACACAAGUAUUGGUCUUCACAAAGUUCGCUGCUUCAGUGUUAUGAGAUAUUUUUGUCAGAUGUUACCAUGGUAUACUGAAGUAUAAUUACAAGCAUUCCAUAAGUGUCAAAGGCUUUUAUUGACAAUUACAUUACGUUUAUGCAAAGAGUCAAUAUUUGCAGUGUUGACCCUUCUUUUUCAAGACCUCUGCAAUCCGCCCUGGCAUGCUGUCAAUUAACUUCUGGGCCACAUCCUGACUGAUGGCAGCCCAUUCUUGCAUAAUUAAUGCUUGGAGUUUGUCAGAAUUUGUGGGGUUUUGUUUGUUGAGGAUCGACCACAAGUUCUCAAUGGGAUUAAGGUCUGUGGAGUUUCCUGGCCAUGGACCCAAAAUGUCGAUGUUUUGUUCCCCGAGCCACUUAGUUAUCACUUUUGCCUUAUGGCAAGGUGCUCCAUCAUGCUGGAAAAGGCAUUGGUCGUCACCAAACUGUUCUUGGAUGGUUGGGAGAAGUUGCUCUCGGAGGAUGUGUUGGUACCAUUCUUUAUUCAUGGCUGUGUUCUUAGGCAAAAUUGUGAGUGAACCCACUCCCUUGGCUGAGAAGCAACCCCACACAUGAAUGGUUUCAGGAUGCUUUACUGUUGGCAUGACACAGGACUGAUGGUAGCGCUCACCUUGUCUUCUCCGGACAAGCUUUUUUCCGGAUGCCCCAAACAAUCGGAAAGGGGAUUCAUCAGAGAAAAUUACUUUACCCCAGUCCUCAGCAGUCCAAUCCCUGUACCUUUUGCAGAAUAUCAGUCUGUCCCUGAUGUUUUUCCUGGAGAUAAGUGGCUUCCUCAAUGCCCUUCUUGACACCAGGCCAUCCUCCAAAAGUCUUUGCCUCACUGUGCGUGCAGAUGCACUCACACCUGCCUGCUGCCAUUCUUGAGCAAGCUCUGCACUGGUGGUGCCCCGAUCCCGCAGCUGAAUCAACUAUAGGAGACGGUCCUGGCGCUUGCUGGACUUUCUUGGGCUCCCUGAUGCCUUCUUCACAACAAUUGAACCUCUCUCCUUGAAGUUCUUGAUGAUCCGAUAAAUGGUUGAUUUAGGUGCAAUCUUACUAGCAGCAAUAUCCUUGCCUGUGAAGCCCUUUUUGUGCAAAGCAAUGAUGACGGCACGUGUUUCCUUGCAGGUAACCAUGGUUAACAGAGGAAGAACAAUGAUUUCAAGCACCACCCUCCCUUUAAAGCUUCCCGUCUGUUAAUCUAACUCAAUCAGCAUGACAGAGUGAUCUCCAUCCUUGUCCUCGUCAACACUCUCACCUGUGUUAACAAGAGAAUCACUGACAUGAUGGCAGCUGGUCCUUUUGUGGCAGGGCUGAAAUGCAGUGGAAAUGUUUUUUGGGGAUUAAGUUCAUUUUCAUGGCAAUGAGGGACUUUGCAAUUAAUUGCAAUUCAUCUGAUCACUCUUCAUGACAUUCUGGAGUAUAUGCAAAUUGCCAUCAUCAAAACUGAGGCAGCAGACUUUGUGAAAAUUAGUAUUUGUCUCAUUCACAACUCAUUUUCCAAAUAACUUAACAUCUGACAUCAGACCAACGGCAAGCAUCUUUUCCUAUGCAUAGCCCACAAUCACAUUGCCAAUUGGGAAUAACCUCAGACAUAACAUUGCAGUGUACAGCUCUCUUAAAAUGAAUUUAUGAUGAGGAGAAGGAGGAGGGGGAAGAUGGGGAGGUGGAGCAGUGAGAACUUCAAUGCCAGUUGAUGGAAUUGAGACUUUCAUUCAAGGAACCUGGAUCACUCUGUGUCAGCAAGACAAUGAGCUGAUGGAGGAAGUGAGUCAGUUAAAUGAGUUUAAAAAGUGAUAUUUUAAUUGUGGAUCUUCCUUACUUUUUGAAGGUGAACUGUUCUGUUUUACUGUCCUAAUUUGUAGUUUCUUCAUAGACUCCGUUGUGAAAUUCACUUAAUAAUCUGCAGAUUUUCAACCUCCGUUGUUCUAAACUGGCAUUCUUCUUUCUAUGUCAAUCCACCUUGUAGCCUACUAUUAACCAUUAGGCCUAUAUUUUCUUUUUAAUGUGUUUAUUUGUUUUGGUUCCCCAGGGCUUGGGUGUCUCUGGCCUCCAAAAACCGAACCAUUGGAAAUGCAGCCAAGGGUCAAGUAAAAUGAUCAAAUGAGAACAGUUUUUAUAAUGUAGUAUUAUUAUUGUGAAAAUGUAAUUUUGCAGAUCAAUCGUUUUUUGGAAAUGGUCAAAUUGGUCAGCAUCAAAUCCUAUGACUAAAAAAACAAUUUAUUUCAGAUUAUAACAAACUUCAAAAACACAGUCCAUGGCUUCAAGAAGUUCCAUGGCAGAGCGUUUGACGACCCAUAUGUCCAGGGGGAGAAACCCAAGUUGCCUUACAGCUUGCACAAGCUGGCCAGUGGCAACACUGGAAUCAAGGUAACACCAUUGUAGACUUUUCCACUGUGUUCCUUUUUCACUGCACUCCAUUUUGAAUGUGUUCCCUUUAGCUCCAUCACCCCAAGCUCCAUUGUCAUUAUGUAAAUUACCAUUGUUAUUUUGCUCAAUUGUUUGUAUUUUCCAAUGUGUUUGACCUCCAAACCAUCUUUUUUAAACAGCACUGACACCAUCAACCCUCCUCUGGUUUCAUCUGGUUUUGAUAUUGUCUAAAUAGUCUCAACUAAAACUGUGUCUCAUUCAUAGGUCCGUUACCUGGAUGAGGACAAAGUGUUCACAAUUGAGCAGGUAACAGCAAUGUUGCUGACCAAGCUGAAGGAAACUUCUGAGAGUGCCCUGAAGAAGCCAGUUGUGGACUGUGUGAUUUCUGUGAGUGACAACAAUAUAUAUACUGUAAUACACUGCAAAUGAAACGAGUCAACGUAAUAUCAAUAUGCUACACGUGAGUAUACCAUGAAAUUAGCCAUAGUAAUUUUUUCAUCCCAUUUCAAGUUUAUCAUUUUCUAACAAGAGUUUUGUUUCACAAGGUCCCAAGUUUUUUCACCGAUGCAGAGAGGAGCUCUGUGAUGGACUCCACCCAAAUUGCAGGGUUGAACUGUCUGCGUCUGAUCAAUGACACCACGGCAGGUCAGUGAUUCCCACAGAGUCAUUAAGGUCAUAUUCUGUGAUGGAUAUGACUAUAGGACAGGAGGUUGGUGGCACCUUAAUUGGGGAGGACAGGCUCGUGGUAAUAGCUGGAACGGAAUUAGUGGAAUGGUAUCAAAUACAUCAAAUGAUUUCCAUGUGUUUGAUGCCAUUCUGUUCCCUCCGUUCCAGCCAUUAUUUUGAGCCGUCUUCCCCUCAGCAGCCUCCACUGGUCAACACACAUAUUUUAUAGGCCUACUAAGAAUAUAAUGGAAUAUAACAGAAUGAAAUACAACAUGUAUUUUUUAUAGGUGAUUUGAAGGAGUCAGGCGCAGGAGGGUAAAUCACAGAAUACAGAGUUUAUUCCAUAGCACUGAGUUACGCUGGAUAGCGUCAAACAGUCCAGUGCGCAAAACAGGCGCACUGGAACAAAACAAGCACACAGGGAAAAUAUACCCCGGCAAUACAAAAUACACGUAGCUCAACCGAGCUACUCUCUCCUCACAAUAAACAAUCACCCACAAGGACAAGGGGGGCAGAGGGAACACUUGUAAAUGUACUAGUGAGGGGAUUUGAACCAGGUGUGUGUAAUAGACAAGAAAAAACGAAUGGAAUGAUGAGAUAUGGAGCGGCAGUGGCUAGAAGGCCAGUGAUGAUUAACGCCGAAGCCUGCCCGAACAAGGAGAGGAGGCAGCUUCGGAGGAAGUUGUGACACCAUGUGUUUGAUGCCAUUCCAUUUGCUCCGUUCCAGCCAUUAUUAUGAGCCGUCCUCCCCUCAGCAGCCUCCACUGGUCUAUAGAUUUAUUGGUGGUAGUUGUCUAAAUCCUUAAUGUGUAUUUAAUUGUUUCACAAAAAAUGUUUUAUUUCUACCAACAACUUUAGUUGUUUAGGGAAUAUCAUUAUCCCAAAAUAAGCUGGGGAUCCCUAGAGACAGCUGUUUUCAAGUCUUUGUUUUCUCACCUGUAAUCAGCAGGCACUGAUAUUCACAGAGUGUACUUGAAAAGGCCUAUAAACUGCACAAACAUAUCAUUGUAUAAAAAUAUAUAUAUUUUUGCAGUGAAAUGUGUUGUUUUACAGGGUUAACCGUAGUAGUACGGCGCCUCUGGAGCAAAUUAGGGUUAAGUGCCUUGCUCAAGGGCACAUUGCCAAAUUUUCCACCUUGACGGGUCGGGUAUUCAAACCAGCGACCUUUCGUUUACUGGCCGAACGCUCUAACCGCGCCUAUUAUGUUAUAUUAGGUUUAGGGGACCAAAAUGACUUGAUAACACAUACAUUACUUCUAGUCAUUUCCAUCCACUAAGAUGCUCUUAUUCAUAAUAUAAUAAUAAUAAUGCAGUGGUGUAGGGUUAUUCAUUAGAGCAUGGGUCCCCAAUUACAUUCAGUCGUGGGCCGAUUUUUACACUGCAAAUUGACUGCAAGAAUCCCCAAAAGAUAUAGUAAUAAUUUCAAACCUUGUUUACAUUGGGAUACGAUCACAUAUAAUAAUAAUAAUAAUAAUAAUAAUAAUAAUAAUAAUAAUAAUAAAAUGAAAACAUUUUGUUUGUAUAGCGCUUUUCAGUACGGUGUUCUCAAAGCUCUACAUAGGCAAAAAAUUAUAAUAAUGAUAGUAAAAUAAAAUUCAAUAAAAACAUCAUACAUUUAGAAUCAAGGGAGGAAAUAGCAAUAGUAGGCUAGGUGCUAAAAUUACUUAGCAGAUUAGGACUAUAAAAUAGACAGUCUGUAGAAAUGUGUUUCAAGACCCGUUUGAAAAGUUCAGAUUGAUGGAGCGGCUCUGAGAUGGUCAGGGAGAGCAUUCCAUAGAGGAGGGGCAAGGGAGUAGAAGGCUCGGUCCCCCAUAGUACGAAGACGUGUCUUGCGGACUCGAAGUAGUAUGCCUCUAUUUAUGCAUGGGAAUACUUGGGAAAAGAUUUCCUCAAUUAAAAUCACUUUGCGCUCAUUUCCUGGUGAUUGUACAAUCUUUUAUGUCCAAUAUUGUUUUGUUUUUUUACUAAGUUUGCCGCCUAUUGAGGAACCCUGCAUUAGAGUGUCUGUCUCAUAUUGUUGUUUCUAAAUGGCAGUGGCCCUGGCCUAUGGGAUCUACAAGCAGGACCUGCCCACCCCAGAGGAGAAGCCACGCAAUGUGGUGUUCGUGGACCUGGGACAUUCAUCAUUCCAGGUCGCCAUAUCAGCCUUCAACAAAGGCAAACUCAAGGUGGGUUCUUCUUCCUAAAGAAGCAGAAGCAGUCUAUCACUAUCUAUCACUAUUUAUCACCUGUCUUUUUCUUUAUCUCGCCCAUACAGUAUUUUACCCCUAAUUGUUUGGUCAAUUAACCAGGUACUGGCCACAGCUUUUGACCCCUACCUGGGUGGGCGUAACUUUGAUGAGGUACUUGUGGAGCACUUCUGCGAGGAGUUCAAGGCAAGGUACAAGCUGAAUGUGAGGGAGAACCCCAGGGCUAUUCUGCGGCUGUCUCAGGAAUGUGAGAAACUGAAGAAGUUGAUGAGCGCCAACUGCUCUGACCUUCCCAUUAACAUUGAGUGCUUCAUGAAUGACAUUGAUGUGACAACAAAGUGAUUGUCUGUUUGUCCUUGUUUGGGUGUGUGUUUGUUUAUGUAUGUGUGUAGUGUGCAAUUCUGUCCCCAGCAUUUAAGGUGCGUGAAUUCUCCAUUACUGAUGUGGUUCCCUUUCCCAUAACCCUACGCUGGAAGUCCCCCACAGAAGAUGGAGUCGGGUAAGGGCACAUACUCAGCUGGCUCUAUAGAAAGAAACAGUAAUUUGUGGGUACUGUGUUGUUUGUAAUAAGAUGAGCAGACAUUACAACACAGUGAUUGCCUUGACCUCAUCCAACACCACUGUCUGUUCUACAGAGAAUGUGAGGUGUACAGUAAGAACCAUGCAGCGCCCUUCUCCAAAGUCAUCACCUUCCACAAGAAGGAGCCCUUUGAUUUGGAAGCAUUCUACAGCCUCCCACAGGAGCUGCCUUACCCGGACAUCGGGAUA
Molecule: messenger RNA, 6959 nt
Organism: Coregonus sp. 'balchen'
Lineage: Eukaryota; Metazoa; Chordata; Actinopteri; Salmoniformes; Salmonidae
Source: the annotation of a GenBank genome assembly